CCUUUCCUGGUUUUAAUUUUAGUUUACACUUCGAGGUGUUUUGAUCUUUGGAGAAGAUGGCUCCUUUAGGGCUUUUAAUUUUUGCUUUCUCCGCUUUCCUUUUUAGAGGUGUUGAGAGCCAGCCCAUGUCAUGUUUUGUGCAGAAUCCAUGCACAGGAACUCCUGAGACUACUACUCAUGAGGACUGUUGCAGCUUGGAGCGUUUAUCAGGCAUUCCAGAAAACUGUGGCGAAAGAGCUGACGAUGCCUGCAAUAUCUACUACAGGGUAUCCGGUGAACCUUGUGACCCUUGCCAGAUUAUUGGAUUUGAAAACAGCACCAUCACUCUGACAGAGAGUGGGCCACAGACUAUUCCCAUUAAAUUAUUCAGUUUGGGACUGAUUGAAAUAAUAUUACUCACUGCUUCAAUAACUUCAACAAAUGCUACAGAAAAUGUGGACUACUCUUUUACUAGUCAAAUGUUUGAUUAUUUGAGAAGAGUGCCGUCUGAUACUGAUAUUGAUAUUGAUAUAAUAAAUGACAACAUUGCAUUAGAGCCAAUCGAAGUCAUUGAUAUAACCCUGAUUAACAGAGGCUUUAUAGAUAUAUUUGGACCGCACGAUACCACUAUCAUAAUUAUAGAUGAAGAUGUUUUAACAAUCGCUGCUAAUCCUUCAUUUUUUGAGGUCCAAGAAGGUGGUAGCAUUUCAUUUACUCUCAGUAAAGACAAAGAGACAGCAGUACCAGUAGAUAUCACAGUAACACCACUAACCUAUCGGCAAUACUCUAACAAAACUGCUACUAAUAAUAAUUUACCUUCACUGAGUAGCAUAACAAAUGCUCCUUCUAAUCCUGCUGAAGAGCAAGAUUUUAAUAGCACAGCUAUUCAGUUAAGAACGGGUAAUUCAUCUGGCUCAUUUCCUGUGAGUAUGAAUGGGCUAGUCACUGAUGACACCAUCGUCGAAGAUCCCGAAGGAUUCGUCUUGCUAAUUGAGUCAACCAAUCCUGAUCCUCGUAUCAGAUUCAACAAUCAAAUCAUUGUGAUUCAGAUCAACAAUGAUGACACUCUUUCGCUCAUGUUUGAUCAAAGCACGCUGCGAUUGAGUGAGAAUGGUGGCAGUCUUUCUUUAAGCAUUCUACCACAAGCUGGAGUCAUGUCUGAACUAACCAAUACGGUCAUCAACUAUCAAGUUACACCAUCAUUAGCUGGAGAUGUUACAUUUUUGCCUGCUAAUUCUUUGGUUUUUGAUGGAACUAGUGCAGUAUUGCGCAUCACUCCUAUUGAUGAUCAGACUCUAGAGGACAUUAAAACUGCUAUCAUAACUUUUCAACCUGCUAGCAAUGAAUCGGGUAUUCAAUUUUCUCCGACAAAUUCAGUCAAUGUGAUAAUAACUGAUGAUGAAAAUGUUACUUUAAGUCUCAUUUCUGACUCGACUUUUGUCAGUGAAGGCUCGUCAUUCAAUGUGUGUGUAUCUGUAACUGAACCAAAUGAUGUUGCUCCACACUUCAUACCAGUAUCUCUAACACUAAUACCAUAUCUCCCUACUCAAGAAGGUGAUUAUAGUACCAUGGAUAGUAAUCUGUCUCCAAUAUUAACACAAAGGAAUAGAUCUACUUGUUUCUUGAUUGAUACUGAUGAAGAUCAGAUGACAGAGGAGGAUGAAAUGUUUGGUGUCAGCAUUGCUCUUCAAAGUGUUGCUGAAGCAGAUUUUUUUAGAUCCCGCACUAGUUUCAAUCCUCCUGUAUUGAACUUAACUAUCAUUAAUGAUGACAGUGUCACUAUUGGUUUCACAAUGGAGUCAAUUUCAGUAGUAGAAGGGUCUAAUCCAGUCAGUAUAUGUUUUAGAGUAAAUGAAGGAAUAUUGGCAAGAAAUGUUGCAGUUAAUGUAUCAUCUAGUUCUAAUACAGCUGUUAUUGGAGUUGAUUAUAGCUUGCCCAGCUCUGUAUUUAUAUUCAAUUCUAGUGUUAAUGAACAUUGUGUGUCAUUUGUUCCUCUUGAAGAUGAUAUUAUUGAGAAUACAGAAACAGUUACUGUUCUAUUAAGUACUAGUGAUCCUGCUGUGAAUUUUGAUAUCAGUAGAGAGACUGUUAGCAUUACAGACAAUGACAGAGCUUCUAUUGAUUUCUCUCAAGCUGAAUUUACAAUUCGUGAAGAUGGUAGUACAUUGAGCUAUAGUGUUAUUCUAACUGGUAAUCUUGAUCGGAGUAUUGUUGUAUCAGUUAAUGAUAUACCAGGAACUGCUACACGAGAUGUUGAUUAUUCUAAUGUUAGUGAGACUAUCACAUUCACCAAUAGCAGUAAAAGGUUUACUGGUGUACUGAGGAUUAUUAAUGAUAGCAUUGUGGAGACUACAGAGACUCUAAUACUAGCUCUUAGUAGCUCGGAUCAAUUUGUUGAUCUAGUCAAUGCUACUGUAUCUAUUGCUGAUGUAUCAAAUGUAAGUAUUGGUUUCACAAUGGAGUCAAUUUCUGUAGAAGAGGUAUCUAAUCCAGUCAGUAUAUGUGUUAGAGUAAAUGAAGGAAUAUUGGCAAGAAAUGUUGCAGUUAAUGUAUCAUCUAGUUCUAAUACAGCUGUUAUUGGAGUUGAUUAUAGCUUGCCCAGUUCUGUAUUUAUAUUCAAUUCUAGUGUUAAUGAACAUUGUGUGUCAUUUGUUCCUCUUGAAGAUGAUAUUAUUGAGAAUACAGAAACAGUUGCUGUUCUAUUAAGUACUAGUGAUCCUGCUGUGAAUUUUGAUAUUAGUAGAGAAAAUGUUAACAUUAGAGACAAUGACAGAGCUUCUAUUGGUUUCUCUCAGGCUUCAUUUAUAGCAAGUGAAGAUGGUAGUACAUUGAGUUAUAGUGUUAUUCUAACUGGUAAUCUUGAUCGGAGUAUUGUUGUAUCAGUUAAUGAUAUACCAGGAACUGCUACACGAGAUGUUGAUUAUUCUAAUGUUAGUGAGACUAUCACAUUCACCAAUAGCAGUAAAAGAUUUACUGGUGUACUGAGGAUUAUUAAUGAUAGCAUUGUGGAGACUACAGAAACUCUAAUACUAGCUCUUAGUAGCUCAGAUCGAUUUGUUGAUCUAGUCAAUGCUACUGUAUCUAUUGCUGACAGUGCUACAUCAAGAGUUAAUUUUGGUUUUCCUGUGCUAUCUAUACCUGUUAACGAGAGUGAUCAAACUCUUGUAGUUUGUGUUGAUAGGUUCAGUGGUCAAAUAGAAUCACCUCGAGAAGUCAUUGUAUUACUCUCAACUGUUGAUGGCACUGCCAGAGGAGGUUCAGAUUACAUAUCUAUCUCAAUGGUACAGCUUGUUUUCAAUUCAACCGUGAUGUCCAAAUGUGCUGAUAUUAACAUAAGACAAGAUUCACUAUAUGAGAUUGAUGAAUACUUCAAUGCUAUCAUAUCUUCUAAUGAUGUGGCAGUUCAUUUCAUUAAUAAUGUAUCUACCAUUAUCAUUCAAGAUAAUGAUAUGCUAGCAAUUGCAACAUCUCUACCUAGCAAUACAAUAAAUGUGCUAGAAUCUAAUGGAACUGUUCAGUUUUGUUUCAAUGUCUCAAGUGGAGCUAUUGAUAGUACAAGCACUGCAGUGACAAUUGAUGUAACUGCAACAUCUUUAGGAGCUACUGAAGGAGUUGACUACUCAGCAAUGAAUAGAUCGUUCACAUUCGUUUCUGACAGCAUGACUCACUGCUACUCAUUUAAUGUAACCGACGAUCAGAAUGUAGAAAAUGAAGAAAGAUUCCAACUUGCAUUGUCCUCAAGCAGUCCUCGUGUUACAGCUCCAACAAUCACAGUCAACAUCAUAGAUGAUGAUGGAAUAACUUUAAAUUUUGAGAGUGUGCCUCCUGUAUCUGAAGAGGCCCAGUUUGUGACAGUUUGUGUGAGAGCACAAAACAGUCAGUUUCUUCAAAGAUCUGUUGAGGUCCUAUUGAACACCAUAGAAGGAUCAGCUGCUGAAUUAAAUGACUUCCUUCCACUCAAUAAUGUACCACUUACAAUCAGUCCAGAGAUAGGAGUCAACUGUACCAACAUUACACUUCAAGGAGAUGAUGGAGUUGAAGGAACUGAGACUUUUAGUGUAAGAAUGAGUUCUACUUCAAACAGUGUAUCUUUUGGUGACGAUCUAAGAAUUCAGCUAAUUGAUGAUGAUGUUGCUACAGUCAGGCUUAUUGGACCAACUGAUGCUGUUUCUGAAGGUGGUGGCUCAUUUGAUGCAAGAGUUGAAGUUAUCGGUAAACUGGAAAUACCAAUCACACUCUCUCUAUCAACACUUGAUGGGACUGCAUUAGCUGGUGAGGAUUUCAAUGGUGUAGUUAAUGCAAGCAUUAUGCUAAGUGGUACCAGCUCUUCUCAAAAUGUUCCAAUUACAAUAAGAGAAGAUGAUUUGGUUGAAGGAGAGGAAAGCUUUACAAUUAGCCUGUCACUAAGACCUGUAGAAGGAGCCAAUAUAAACUUGUCACCUGGAACUGUUGCUGUUAUGAUAUCUGAUAAUGAUGAUGUAACUAUUGGUUUCUUAAUGACAUCAUUGUCAGUAGAAGAAGGAUCUAGCCCAGUCAGUAUAUGUUUUAGAGUAAAUGAAGGAAUAUUGGCAAGAAAUGUUGCAGUUAAUGUAUCAUCUAGUUCUAAUACAGCUGUUAUUGGAGUUGAUUAUAAUUUGCCCAGUUCUGUAUUUAUAUUCAAUUCUAGUGUCAAUGAACAUUGUGUGUCAUUUGUUCCUCUUGAAGAUGAUAUUAUUGAGAAUACAGAAACAGUUACUGUUCUAUUAAGUACUAGUGAUCCUGCUGUGAAUUUUGAUAUCAGUAGAGAGACUGUUAGCAUUACAGACAAUGACAGAGCUUCUAUUGGUUUCUCUCAGGCUUCAUUUAUAGCAAGUGAAGAUGGUAGUACAUUGAGUUAUAGUGUUAUUCUAACUGGUAAUCUUGAUCGGAGUAUUGUUGUAUCAGUUAAUGAUAUACCAGGAACUGCUACACGUUAGUUUAUAUUUCAUUAAAAUGUACAUGUAU
Messenger RNA from Amphimedon queenslandica, 4962 nucleotides. RefSeq names its product extracellular matrix protein 3-like. The transcript has 29 exons. NCBI's taxonomy places the organism in Eukaryota, Metazoa, Porifera, Demospongiae, Haplosclerida, Niphatidae. Gene Ontology annotation, biological process: cell communication; metal ion transport. The record is from RefSeq and is a predicted model, not a curated record. Bases 57 to 4934 code for a protein of 1625 amino acids. Gene Ontology annotation, cellular component: membrane.